AUGUUUUUGGGUUUAAGAAGGGUGAGAUUCAACUUUGGAGCAGUUUUGGAGCAGUAUCAAUACUUAGUAAGACAAGAGGAAAUAGCAAGAGAUGAGAGGUAAGUGAAUACGGUAUGAUAAAAUAAUUAAGGUUAAAAGAUUGUCUAAUUGGAUAGAGUGAAUGAUGAAUUGAUGAAAACACAUUAAUAAUGGUUACAAUAUUCAAAAUUUUUGGAUGAUUUUAUAAAAAGAAACUAUAGAGCAUAAGAAAGUUAAGUUUAAUAGCCUUCUGCAAAGUAGUCAUCAUUCUUUAGCUCUUUGUUCGGUGGGUCAUAGAGUGUAAGUCUUAAAGAUACAAGACUAUAAUCAACUUAAUAAGAUCAUAAUCGACCAUUUGUAUAAUAGAUAUAAGGUUUAUAUGUGUUUGGUUCACCAGGAUGUGGGAAGACUUAUAUAAUGGAUUUAUUUUAUGAAUAAUGUUAAAUAGCUUAAAAGAAACGAAUUCAUUUUAAUGAAUUUAUGCUUGAUAUCUAAAAAGAUUUACAUAAAUGUUCUAGUAAGGAGGAUCCUGUUAAUAAAGUUGGAACUGCCAAAGCUAAAGAAUUAAGAUUAUUAUGUCUAGAUGAAUUUUAAGUUACUGAUAUAGGUGAUGCUUUGAUUUUAAAAAGAUUAUUUGAAACAAUGAUUAAUAAUCAUAUGGUAUUAGUUGCAACAUCUAACAGACCUCCUGAAGAUUUAUAUAAAGGAGGAUUGUAAAGACAUUUAUUUUUACCAUUUAUUCCAUUUUUAAAGUAAUCAUGCAUUAUUCACAAUAUGGACUCAUAGGUUGAUUAUAGAUACUCUUACGUAUUAAUUUUCUAUAUUUACUAUUGUAGUCUGAAGCUUAAAGUGAAAGAUUAUUAACGUAUAUUAGUCCACUUGAUGAAAGUGCUGAACAAACUAUAAAAGGAGUAUUCAAAAGAAUUAGUGGUACUGAUAAAUUGUAAUUAAUUCUCAUUCUAUUAAUAGUUAUGAAAAAGAAAUAGAGGUUAUUGAAGGAAGAAACUUUAAAGUUAAAAAAUAAGCCAAUGGAGUUGCUUUAUUUGAAUAUGAAGAAUUAUGUGAAGAUGUUGUUGGAGCAUCUGAUUUUAUAGCUUUAUGUAGAAAUUAUCAUACUAUUUGUCUUAAAGGAGUUAAAUAAAUUAGUAUGAGUAAUAGAAAUGCUGCUAGAAGAUUUAUUUUAUUAAUUGAUGAAAUGUAUAAUCAUAAAACUAAAUUAUAUUGUUCUGCUGAAAGAGAUUUAAUGAAUCUCUUUAUUGUUAAAAAUAAAGGAGAUUAAUAUGAUGAAGAAUUUGCACUUGAAAGAUGCAGAUCUAGAUUAAAGGAAAUGUAAUCAAAAGAAUAUCUAGAAACUCCAUCUUAUUAUGAUCAAUAGAAAUAAUGA
This is a messenger RNA of Paramecium sonneborni, 1402 nucleotides long. NCBI's taxonomy places the organism in Eukaryota, Ciliophora, Oligohymenophorea, Peniculida, Parameciidae. The record is from the annotation of a GenBank genome assembly.